CGCCCACACGACGCGCGCGCUUCACCCGCCGAGCCGUCUCUGAGCUCUUGCUCGUGCGAUGGCCUCCGCCGGCGACAUCGGGGAAGCAGAGGCGACGCUUACAACGAACAGGAUGACGAUCUACGACUGCCUAGGCGAAGGCGAGGAGGCAUCGCCGCCUUCCCCGGAGACGCCGCCGCAGCUGCGGCUCCCGAGGUUCACCUGCGCCAGGAUCCGGUUCGGCAGGCUCGGGAGGAAGCGCGGCGGAAGGGGUGGCCGGAAGGAGGUCGCCGCGGCCGAGAAGAGCGAGGACGCGUCGGUGGGCUCCUCAGGAUGGAAGCAAGCGGCGGCGGGAAGCAGCGGCGGCGGCGGUAGUAGUGUGGCGACCGGACAAACCGGCAUGGGGCUAAGCAUGCUCUUCCUCCUUGCGAGGACAUGUGUGGAGCUCAACCGGAUGGCCGAGGUGCGCGCGCAGAUGGAGACGCUGCUCAAGGAGAUCCGAGACGAGGCUAGCAGGGUGAAGGCCGGCUCCGCGGACCACGUCGUCCUUGUCGCACCGAAAACCUGCAACAACCUGCGGCCGUCGUCGACUUCCACUGUGUCGUCGAGCUGCGUCUCGGACACGAGCACCAACUGCCUGGAGAUCCGGCGCGGCGAGGACGGGGAGUGGACGUCGGAGCCAGAGUGGAAGUGCACCACCGAGCGAGAAACUCCCGAUCAGUGCUGGGUCCAGUCGCCGUCCGACGGCGAGUUCAUCGAGCUGGAGGGAGGGCGCUUCGGCACCGGCGGCGGGAAUUCCCAGCGAGGCGCCGCGGUCGACGAGAGCGACGACGACGACGGCGAGUCGUGCGGGAGGCGGCACGAGGUUGGAGUCUCCGCGACGGAGCUGGAGCGGAGGCUGCACGAGCUCCAGCACCGCCGGGACAGGGAGCGGAUCGAGGCGCUGGAGUCGGCGCUGCGGCGCGCGCAGCGAAAGCUGACAGAGAAGGAGAUGGAGGCGCGACUGUGGCAGGACACGGCCACACUGGCGCUGGGGCAGCCCACGCCGCGGGACGGACAGUGACCUUGCGCUUGCAGGUGAAGCUAGCGUGCCGUACUGGCUGUACAUGUACUGUACAGCUAGCGUGCUUACGUUGCUUGGCGCUCGGUUUCUCUGUGCUAGUGGGGACUUACGAGAUGCCGAGAUGUAAUUUGUAAUUAACAAUGUAUAAGUUCCUCUUUGUUAACAAUUACAGAAUCUUAAAGUAGCUCGGUUCUUCGAUCACUCCAAU
Messenger RNA from Zea mays, 1250 nucleotides. Lineage: Eukaryota; Viridiplantae; Streptophyta; Magnoliopsida; Poales; Poaceae. The record is from RefSeq.